This is a messenger RNA of Hippocampus comes (tiger tail seahorse), 2481 nucleotides long. Its product is annotated as sodium channel protein type 5 subunit alpha-like. Gene Ontology annotation, biological process: neuronal action potential; membrane depolarization during action potential; sodium ion transmembrane transport. The transcript is spliced from 16 exons. The coding region runs from base 184 to 2481 and encodes 765 amino acids. The record is from RefSeq and is a predicted model, not a curated record. Gene Ontology annotation, molecular function: voltage-gated sodium channel activity. Lineage: Eukaryota; Metazoa; Chordata; Actinopteri; Syngnathiformes; Syngnathidae. Gene Ontology annotation, cellular component: plasma membrane; voltage-gated sodium channel complex.
CCUUUUGAUUCACAUCGCCCUCUUCUCCCCAUGGCUGGAUAUAAAGACUGAGAAGCUCUCGGGCAAGCGCGCGCACGUGCACGCGCGACGCGAUGUGAAGGCGACGACGUGCACACUUUUUGCUUUGGAAACACUUGACACCUGGUAGCUUGGGCCAGUCAGCAUCAGGAUCAGGAUGACAAGAUGGCUGGCUGUGUGUUUCCAAUGGGACCAGAGAGCUUUCAGCGCUUCACGCCGGACUCCCUGGCGGCCAUCGAGCAGCGCAUCGCCAAGGAGGAGGCCCGACGCAACAAACACUACCAGGAGGACCUUGGCGACGUGGAGGUCCCUCGGCCCCGGGCCGACCUGGAGGCGGGAAAACAGCUGCCGCGCAUCUACGCCGACAUCCCCUCUCACCUGGUGGGAGUGCCCCUGGAGGACAUCGACCCGUACUACUUCAGAGACCAGAGGACCUUCAUAGUUCUGAACAAAGGCAAAGCCAUCUUCCGCUUCAACGCCACAUCCGCGCUCUACUUCUUCAGUCCCUUCCAUCCCGUGCGGACCGUCGCCAUCAGGAUUUUGGUGCACUCGUUGUUCAGUUUGUUCAUCAUGUGCACCAUCCUGACCAACUGCUGCUUCAUGGCCAUGUCGGAGCCCGCCACCUGGGCCAAAUAUGUCGAGUACACUUUCACGGGCAUCUACACUUUUGAGUCUCUCAUCAAGAUCUUGGCGAGGGGUUUCUGCGUGGGACGCUUCACCUUCCUGCGGGACCCUUGGAACUGGCUGGACUUCAGCGUCAUCGUCAUGGCAUAUGUCACUGAGUUUGUCGACCUGGGUAAUGUGUCGGCCUUGCGGACGUUCAGGGUGCUGCGAGCGCUCAAAACCAUCUCAGUCAUCCCAGGCCUGAAGACCAUCGUGGGCGCCCUGAUCCAGUCGGUGAAGAAACUGGCCGAUGUCAUGAUCUUGACCGUCUUCUGCCUGAGCGUGUUCGCGCUCAUCGGCCUGCAGCUCUUCAUGGGGAACCUUCGUCAGAAGUGCGUCCGCAGCACGGCGCACUGCGUCAACGACAGCCUGCCCGCCAAUGCGUCCUUCUUCUGCAACAACAAGACGUGGACGUCCAUGAGACACUUCACCAGCGACGAGGAAAACUUUUACAAGGUGGAAGGUGCCAAGGAUGCCUUGAUCUGCGGCAACAGCAGCGACGCAGGAAAGUGCCCAGAUGGUUUUGAGUGCCUGAAGGCAGGACGCAACCCCAACUACGGCUACACCAGUUUCGACUCCUUCGGCUGGGCCUUCCUGUCGCUCUUCCGACUCAUGACUCAGGACUAUUGGGAGAACCUCUACCAUCAGACGCUGCGCUCGGCCGGCAAGACCUACAUGGUGUUCUUCGUGGUGGUCAUCUUCCUGGGCUCCUUCUACCUGGUCAACCUCAUUCUGGCCGUGGUGGCCAUGGCGUACGAGGAGCAGAACCAGGCCACUAUUGCCGAGGCCUGCCAGAAGGAGCGCGAGUUCCAGCUGGCCGUGGAACGUCUGAAGAAGGAGCAGCAGGCAGCUGCACAGAAAGCCCCGGACUCUGACUCGCUGAUGUCACCGGAAGUGUCUCCCUUUGGACCCCACCUGGACCUGAUGGAGGAGCGGCGGCGCAGUCAGGCGCUGGUGGGGGUCGCCGACGUGGAGGCCAACCUAUCAGAGGAGAAGCUGCUACAGGCGGAUGGGACGGAAAGCUCCAAGCCCCUCCAUCCCCUGCUGGCUCGGUCUUUCUCCACCAGAACUCGGCGGAGCAGCCAGGUGUCGUCCAUCUUUAAUUUCCGGCUGAGGAGCCGCGGCUCAGAGGCCGAGAUGGCCGACGACGAGUACAGCGUGCCAGGCGACGUGGUGGAGAGCGCCGGGGGACGGACGUAUAGCGGCGGCACCUUCAGUGGGAUCCUGACGCAACCGUGGCCCAAACGCCGACCCAGCACCUACAGCACCGCCAGCAGAAACUCGCAGGUAUUUUAUCCCACUCUGAACAUCAACGGGAAGCUUUUUGUUGCCAUGGACCAAAACGGGGUGGUCUCGCCACCGCCCCUGCCGGGGCAGCUGCCUGCCUGCACCAUGGAGAAGGUCAAGGAGGAGAGUGUCCCGACGUCAAGCACGGAGCUCAGCACGGUUCUGCUCCCUCGGCCAGCGUCCACGCUGGGCUCGGAGCGUCGGGGCCGAGCGCCCAGCGCCGCCAGCCACCUGACGGACGCCAUGGAGGAACUGGAGGAGGCCCACAAGAAAUGCCACCCGUGCUGGUACGCCUUCGCCCAUCGCCACCUGGUGUGGGAGUGCUCCCCCUGGUGGCUGAAUGUCAAGCGUCUGGUGAAGAUCAUGGUGAUGGACCCCUUCCUGGACUUGGCUAUUACCGUCUGCAUCGUCCUUAACACGCUCUUCAUGGCCAUGGAGCACUACCCCAUGACCGACGACUUCAACGGCAUGCUCAGUAUUGGAAAUCUGGUAACGCACUCCGGCAACAAGUGA